Messenger RNA from Penicillium mononematosum, 423 nucleotides. RefSeq lists its product as uncharacterized. The transcript has a single exon. The record is from RefSeq and is a predicted model, not a curated record. The coding region runs from base 1 to 423 and encodes 140 amino acids. Lineage: Eukaryota; Fungi; Ascomycota; Eurotiomycetes; Eurotiales; Aspergillaceae.
AUGCAAGAAGACCUAGAGAGAUAUCUCAGAGACACGAUUGCCGCUGUGGCACGCACAUUGCAACAGUCGUCAUAUGCGGGCUGGGUUGGUAUCGACGUUAUCUUUGACCACAAUGACCGGCCUCUGGUGGUGGAUCUGAAUGCUCGUAUAGCUGCGGGAAUUGGCAUUGUCCUUUUCUCCAAGCACGUUUUGUCCGUUGGACUUCCAUUUGCUCAGAUGCAGACGAUAUCAUUUCAUGGGCCCGCUUCAGAAAUCUACGAUGCGGUAUCAGCGGGGAUGGAGUCUGGACAGGUCAUUGUCACUCUUUCAGCGGAAGUCACAGAGACCGAGUCCGUUGCCUCAGUGGUGUUUGGCGCUGGUAAUCGAGAGGAUUUGAGUGUAGUGCGUGAUUGGAUUCGGGACCAGUUGUCAACCUGUAAUUAG